Molecule: messenger RNA, 531 nt
Organism: Ramularia collo-cygni
Lineage: Eukaryota; Fungi; Ascomycota; Dothideomycetes; Mycosphaerellales; Mycosphaerellaceae
Exons: 2
Coding region: 1-531 (176 amino acids)
Source: RefSeq, a predicted model, not a curated record
AUGGAUCCCGAAACGAAGUACCGACAUGAGCUGGAGAUGACAGAGCAGCAUACGAAGCUCAACACCGAGAUCAACAGACUGGGAGGCUUGGAGCCCGGUAGUGCGUGGAAAGCGGUUUGGGAAGCUGAGAUGCGCAGCCUUACUGAAAGGCAACGAGCCGAGACAGAAGACGAGGCAGAGAGUAAGACACAACACGGUCAAGCAAUGGAGUGGUGUCGUUACGUUCUUCAGGAGCUUGCAGACCCUCAGAACGAGGCCGCAUCUGGUGGCGGCAACUACGUCAAAGCUUGUCGGAAGCAAUUCAUCAUCAUUUAUGACAAGCUUGACAAUUUCGAGUACAAGGAGGCAUCCGAAUUUUGCCAGGAUAUCAAGAGUCUCUAUACCACGUUCGGAAAGCAGCUGACCAGGCUGCAACGGAUGUCUCUCGAGACUCGCUGGCAGAUGCUCUUGGCUGUGAGGUCUGAGUGGAAGCCUGAGUAUGACGUGGAGAUGGAGAUGGAGAUGGAGUCGGCUGAGAUCAGAACGUCUUAA